AUAAAAUGUAUUACACGGGGCGAUUUUUAGAAUAGUAAAACCUUUUGAUUGCAGCUUGGUCAAUAAAUGUAACGUAAUAAUUGUUUUGACGUCACAAAUGGACAAUAAACAAACGUCACAGUGCGCCAAAGAUAUCAUGGAAACCCAUGGGCUUCUGUUGGUGGCUGCAGCAAGCAAGUAAAUUUUGUACCGCUAUAAUUGGCUUUAAAGAAAUGGAACAGUCUAAAUGGGCACACCUUCCAGAUAUUGUAAUAAUUGAGAUUUACAAAUACUUGAAAGAUGAGGAAAAAGUAAACGCGGCGCUAACAUGCCAGAACUGGGGGUGGUUGUAUUAUACUCCCUGUUUGUGGAGGACGAGGCAUUUUGAUGUUGGUGGAUACCGGGUUCAUUACAACGGUUUGAAGGCAUGUCAGUUUGCUACCGUUCACGGUAGGCACGUUCAGAAUUUAUCCCUCAGUUGUAGUCACCCAUCAUACCACACUGCCAAAAUUUUCCAAAGAACAAUGGAGGAAUUGCUGUUCAAAAUGCGACAAGCAAAAUUGGUUGAAUUCGAGAUGGAGAGAUUGGAACUGGAAAGGUUCUGGAGAUUUGAAUCAGCAAGGGAUCGACUGAUUUCAAGUUUGGUAAGGUUUUUCCGAUAUCAAAGCCGAAUACAAACGUUUGAUAUGACGUCGGCCAAGUUUCCAUCCGUCGGCGGAAUACGUGUAUUGGAGAUUCUUGGGAAUCACUGUGGAGAAACUAUAAAAGAGAUGUAUUUAGAAGACUUUUUCCAUUCCCGUCUAGCAGUUUUUCAGGUGCCACGAUACAUAAAUUGUUUAGCUUUGUUUAAAAGCUUGGAAUUCUUGGCACUGAAUUACAAUUGUUUAUCGGAAGAAGUCAUUCUUCUUUUCGCCAAAACUUUACCCGGAAUACUGGAUAUGAUAAACAUCAAGGUUUACCGACAUGACCCAAGGUUUCAUCGAAUAAGUGGAAAUGCAUGGAGAGCACUUAAGAAAGCUUGUCCGAAGUUGAUUGUUACAUUCUGGUUCGAGAACGUCGGACUAAUGAACGAAAUCGUACCGCUUCUUUCAAAAGAAAUUCCUGUUCGUGAUUUCCACAUCUGGACAGGUUACGAUGAUGAUGCAGACUGGAGGCUGAAUGACACAAUACGUCAUCUACAUCAAACAUACAAAGAUUAUUUAGAAUCUGUAUCAUUGGAGCUUGACAAUACCCAUGAAAUGGUGGAUGAAGAAAUUCUUCUGCUGGUGAAAACGUGUAAACAUCUAAGGGAGUUCACUCUUAAUGCAGUGAUCCAAGUGUCCACCAUUCAAAAAAUCAUGGAGCUCCAGCAAGAACGUAAAAUUGAUUUAAAAACACUCAGAGUUACUGCUUGUGCCUUAACAGAGCAAGAAUGGUCACAGCUCUCUGAAGUCAAAGAAAAUUACAGCACAAUGAUAGAGGAAAGAGGCCUAGAUUUCAGAUUCACUACAGAUUUAAUAAUUGAUAUUUCUUGA
This is a messenger RNA of Ostrea edulis (European flat oyster), 1493 nucleotides long. Its product is annotated as F-box only protein 39-like. The transcript has 3 exons. Lineage: Eukaryota; Metazoa; Mollusca; Bivalvia; Ostreida; Ostreidae. The record is from RefSeq and is a predicted model, not a curated record. Gene Ontology annotation, molecular function: protein binding. The coding region runs from base 147 to 1493 and encodes 448 amino acids.